AUGCGACCUAUUUUCUCGGUUCUCCAGCGGGCCGCUCCUCGGGCAUGGCAACAUCCCAUAUCCUCGUCUGCUCGAAGCCCGCGCACAGCAUUCAAGCUCGAUUCAAUUUGUGCCAGAUGCCGCCGCCAACAGACUCAGGUCCGUUUCUUCAACGGUCAACAAAUGGGUGAUGAUCAGCGUUGGCUAUCAGUCGUGGACCACCCCGCACAGGUUGUCCGAACCGGCCGCAAACAUGGACCAGGUUUGAUAAUCCUGGCAUUAAUCCCUAUCAUUUCUUUCGCCCUCGGAACAUGGCAAAUCCAACGCCUGGACUGGAAAACGAAGUUGAUUGCGAAAUAUGAAGACCGCCUUGUUAGAGAACCUCUCCCGCUACCUCCACGUGUCGACCCAGGUGUCGUUUCUGAAUUUGAUUAUCGCCGUGUCUAUGUAACAGGUCGGCUCCGGCAUGACCAGGAGAUGUUGAUUGGGCCGCGCAUGCGUGAAGGUCAGGACGGAUUUAUGGUUAUCACCCCACUGGAGAGGGGGGAAGGGGAAAGUACGGUGUUGGUUAACAGGGGAUGGAUCUCUAAGAAGAUAAUGGACCAGAAAGACAGGCCGGAGGGGCUACCAAAGGGCGAAGUGACGGUUGAAGGCUUGAUACGGGAACCUUGGAAGAAGAAUAUGUUUACACCGGAUAACAAGCCGGAGGAAGGAAGAUUCUACUUUCCGGAUGUUGAGCAAAUGGCUGCACUGACAGGCAGUCAGCCAGUAUGGAUAGAGCAGACGAUGGUCCAGGAUCUGCUUGAGGCAAUGGACCGGGAAGCCAAGGGCAUUCCCAUUGGCCGUGCUGCUGAAGUUAACCUAAGGAACAACCACAGCCAGUACAUCUUCACAUGGUACGGAUUAUCUCUCGCGACAUCUAUCAUGCUAUGGAUGAUUAUUCGGAAGCGGCCCAACGAGGCUACCCGCCGUGUCCGUCAGAAUGUAAAUUGGUAA
This is a messenger RNA of Aspergillus puulaauensis, 975 nucleotides long. RefSeq names its product cytochrome oxidase assembly protein SHY1 (gene SHY1). Bases 1 to 975 code for a protein of 324 amino acids. The record is from RefSeq and is a predicted model, not a curated record. The transcript is spliced from 4 exons. Lineage: Eukaryota; Fungi; Ascomycota; Eurotiomycetes; Eurotiales; Aspergillaceae. Gene Ontology annotation, cellular component: membrane; mitochondrion. Gene Ontology annotation, biological process: mitochondrial respiratory chain complex IV assembly.